ACAGUAAAGCACACACAGCACACAGUUAACCCCGUGAUCGCCCCAGAUGUUAACCCCUUCCUGCCAGUGUCAUUAGUACAGUUACAGGGGUGGACCGACAACUCAUGGGGCCCCCGGGCAAUAGGGGAUAAUGGGGCCCCUGUGUCCUUGCCCAAACUCAAAAAAGCCUAUGAAAAAGGUACCAGGGGCAUCUCAUGGGGCCCCCUACUGACCCUGGGCCCUCAGGCAGUGCCCGAGUUUCCAAGUGGUCAGUCCGCCCCUGGUGCAGUACCAUUUCAGAAGAAUUCUGCCGUGAGAUUCAUAUGAUAUAAUGAUUCAAACCACUGCCCCGCAUGCACCCACAGGGGAUAUUCUGAAGUUAGCAGAUUAUCCCUGGACUCUAGCAUGUCAUUCUUUUUUACUUUCAAUUUUAUAUAU
This is a messenger RNA of Staurois parvus, 417 nucleotides long. Lineage: Eukaryota; Metazoa; Chordata; Amphibia; Anura; Ranidae. The record is from the annotation of a GenBank genome assembly.